Messenger RNA from Cyphellophora attinorum, 1866 nucleotides. RefSeq names its product Acyl-CoA synthetase family member 3, mitochondrial. The transcript has a single exon. The record is from RefSeq and is a predicted model, not a curated record. Gene Ontology annotation, molecular function: medium-chain fatty acid-CoA ligase activity. The coding region runs from base 1 to 1866 and encodes 621 amino acids. Gene Ontology annotation, biological process: fatty acid metabolic process. Lineage: Eukaryota; Fungi; Ascomycota; Eurotiomycetes; Chaetothyriales; Cyphellophoraceae.
AUGCGACUUUCUUUCAUUCUUUCCGGUGUGAAGAGGAGGACAACUUUGAAGGACGUCAUCAUUCAUCACGGUCUGGGAGCACACGAGCAAUAUACCUUGAGGCCAUUCCACCGACACGGUCCCUACCGCACCCACAUCCGCAUGGCAUCAACGCUGCCUCGCACGCCGAUCUUCAAUGCGAUCGCUAAACAUGAUCCAGCAUCACUGGCGAUAGUGCACAGCUCGUCCGACCGCUCGUUUAGCUACGGAAGCCUGCUGCACGAUGUCGCUGCUGCGAAAGAUAAUCUUACCGCCAUCACUGGUGGGAAGUCGUUAAGGGGCGAGAGGAUAGCGUUCCUGGCAGAGAACGGCUACGACUACGUGGUCACCUUUCUGAGCAUAUUGGCACACAAUGCUAUCGCACUGCCGCUGGCGUUCACACAUCCAAGCUCGGAGCUGAGGUAUAUCCUCGAGAACAGUGAGGCAGCGCUAGUCUUGUCAACGGAGAAGUUUCAAGAGAAGGCGGAGGAUGUGCUGCGGAGCGGGAGAGAGGAUGAGAAGAUGUCACAUACGCCCAAGCUGGAGAUCCUAAGCAAGAUCGAGACGGGCGCAACGAGUGCAGAGAAUGUCAAGUUUGAGGACCGCUCACUACAAGACGCAGGGUUCAUGCUGUACACAUCCGGCACCACGAACCGGCCCAAGGGCGUCGUGCUCUCCGUGGACAACAUCACCGCGCAAGCACAGUCUCUGAUCGAAGCAUGGCGGUACGCACCGUCCGACCUCCUCCUGCACGUCCUUCCGCUGCACCACAUCCACGGCACGAUCAACGCACUCUUCACGCCCUUGAUCGCCGGCUCGACAAUCGAGUUCGCCUACCCUUUCAACGCGGAUACGGUGUUUAAACGCCUCGCGCUACCUUUCCUCCCAGACGUACCCUCCGACAAGCGGCCCGUAACCUUCCUCACAGUCGUGCCUACAAUCUACAACCGCCUCCUCGCCUCCUUCCCUCAGCUAGACGCCGGAAUGCAAACAGCCGUCAAGACCGCCAUCUCGCCCGAACAUAUGCGCGUCAACAUCUCCGGCAGCGCCGCACUGCCCACACCUACGAAGCAGGCGUGGACGGACCUCAGCGGCGGGAACGUCUUGUUGGAGCGCUACGGGAUGACGGAGGUGGGCAUGGCAUUAUCCUGCGGUUUAGCAUACGAGGAUCGCGUCGACGGUAGCGUGGGCUGGCCCCUCCCCUCGGUGCAGGUCCGCCUGGUAGACACAGAGACCAACGAAGUCAUCCAGCCCGGGCAAGAGCAAGCCCCAGAUGGGAAACAGCGCGAAGGCGAAAUCCAACUCCGCGGCCCAACCAUCUUCAGAGAAUACUUCCGCAACCCCGCCGCCACAGCCUCGGAAUUUGUCGACGACGAUGGAGAUGGGUUGGGGAAGUGGUUCAAAACAGGCGACGUCGCAAUCCGCCAACCCGGCCCAACAGGAGCCGGCAAAAGCGAUCAGAAGUGGGCCCAGGGGCCAAUGUAUUUCAUCCGCGGCCGUAAGUCCGUCGACAUAAUCAAAACGGGCGGCGAGAAGGUGUCUGCUCUCGAAGUCGAGCGUGAGCUCCUAUCACUACCGGAGGUAGCGGAAGCAGCCGUCGUGGGAAUACAGAACGAACAGUGGGGCCAGAAGGUCGCCGCCAUUGUAGUCUUGAGCGAGACCGGCAAGACUGCAGGAAAGGGCGGGAAAGCCUGGGCUGCCUUGGACAUGAGGCGGGCCUUGAAAGACAGAUUGGCAAAUUAUAAGGUGCCGAUGGAGUUGAGGGUUGUGGAUGGCAUUCCCAGGAAUGCGAUGGGCAAGGUCAAUAAGAAGAGUCUGGUUAAGGAGGUCUUUCCGGAGGCGUCGUGA